Chiroxiphia lanceolata (lance-tailed manakin) is the source of this 1752-nucleotide messenger RNA. RefSeq lists its product as uncharacterized. NCBI's taxonomy places the organism in Eukaryota, Metazoa, Chordata, Aves, Passeriformes, Pipridae. The coding region runs from base 738 to 1307 and encodes 189 amino acids. The transcript has 3 exons. The record is from RefSeq and is a predicted model, not a curated record.
UGGGAGCAUUUUGGGGGGGUCAAAAAUCCUCAGCACCGAGAGCAUCGCUGAAAUCGGGGCGUUACCCAUGAAUUGUUGUGAAAACCUGCCGGGUUUUUUUUAAGGAAACGUCGCAUUUCUAGGAAAAGGUGCUCUGCUGGAUCUGUGGGAAGCAAAGGGGGGAGGGUGAUGAGUGAGAGCUUCGUCAGAGCUUCCUCUGCCUGUGGAAAACGGGAUUUCCUUUCCAUCAGCCUUGGAUAACAAAUAUACAUCUCGGAGAAAAUAACCCCGGUGGUGGGUCGUUAGGGAGAGGUGAGAAGGAGGAACUGAAAACACUUCCCGAACCGCUCUCAGGCUCCCUGAGGGAAGCGCCAGGGAGAGGUUUAUUCCCUCUCCCGAAUAUCUCAGCUCCCGAUCUGUAAAUAAAUCCGGGAUGGCUUCCGUGGGGAAGGAGCAUCGGUGUUAUCUGGGAGCGGCGCCGCCGGGUUUUGUCGCUCCUUUAUCCGGCCCAGACACCCCUUUGGGCAGAUAUUCACGAGCUCGGCCCCAGGGUGGUUCUCCCGCGCUCCGGCAGCUUUUCCCGGGAUAUCCAGGGGGUCGCUGGAAGAGAGCAAGAGGCGCCGGGGUCAGCGGUCCCCAAAUCCGAUCAGUCCCGCCGUCUGCUCCCGCCCUUGGAGCCGCGCCACUAAUCACCUUAUGCCCUGCGUCCCGCCUUCGGGGACAUCGCCCGCGUCACCUGGAGGACCCGGGGGACCCACAUGGCCGAGGCCAAGCCCGGCGAGAAGAAGUUCUCCGUGGAUUUCCUGCCCGGCUUCCGCGAGCGGCUCCUCAUCCACCCCAACAACCUCUCCCUGGAGAUCCGAGGGCUGAGGCUGGAGGACAGCGGGAGCUACGAGGUGGUUGUGGACACCUCGUCUGACCCCACCGCCCCAAAGACCCUCCACUACCGUCUGUGGGUUCGUGGUGACCCCUCCAGGCCCGGUGACACCGCAGGACACGGUGGCAGCACCGUCACAGGACACGGUGGCAGCACCACCACACCCCGAGGGGUGACCGAGCCACGGGCUGGAGACCCCACAAGGCAGGCCACGGAUUGGGGGCAGCCCCCCGAGGGCAGAGGGGGGCCGGGGACGUGCGGGGGGUGGGGACACUACUGUGAGCUCAAGGGCUACCUCGUGGCCGCCAUCCUGGGGCCGCUGCUGGUGCUGGUGGUCACCGUCCACCUGGUGACCAGGGACAAGGCCACCGAGCCGGGGGAUGAGCUCUCAGCAGGGUCCGAGUCCCCUGGCACUGCCAUCCCACUGGGAUCGUCCCCAUGGCAACGGUGAGCCCCUGUUUGUGCUCUGGUGCCUCAGUGUCCCCAUCCAGGGAAAGCCAAGGUUGUCCCCAAAAAAAACAGCCCCUCUGGGAUAGGAAGUGCAGGACACGAGGCAGGGAUGUCACAAGCGAUGCCACUUCCUCCCAGAGGCCACCAGAGCUGCCACCUCCCAGGUCCUGGCAGGACCCAAACACAUCCUGGCACAGCCCCUCCCCUCACACACACAAAAUCCAGGGAUCCCGGGGCAUCACCAGGCUCAUCUUCCCAACCCCAAAUCCACCAUGAGAUAACCCAGAGUGCCAUAAAACCUCCCCCAGUUUAUGAUCAGUGAAUUAUUUACUGGUGACCCUGAGCAGACGCUGCGCAGCAUAAAUUAUUGAGUGGCAGAUCUGUCAAAAAGUUCUCAUAAAUAAGUUAUCCGGUGCCGUCCUUAAUGUUCCCAGUAAAUUACUCAU